AUGGGGGACAAGGACGGCAGCAUCAACACGCACGGCGUGUGCGCAGCUGGGAUCCGGGCGUUCCUGACAGAUCUUCAAGAUGCGUUUCCUGACUCCUACCAGGACUUGACGACUCAAGAGGCGUGUACCUCGCUCGUGGUUCCUCGUACAAAGGAGAGCGAGUGUGCAUACCUUGAGGUGAUGCGGGCAGCAGAUGCAGCACUUGUUGCCCCAGCAACUGUGUUUGUGUCCCAUGCUUGGCGAUACAAGAUCGCUGAUGUGUUGACAACCCUGCUCGAGUUUGCAAAGGAAGAGAAGGAUCGCACGGGUGAAGAGCCCUUCUUCUGGUUUGAUCUCUUUGUCAACAACCAACACACGAAUGUCACUGCCAACUUACCGCAAGAAUGGUGGAGCACCACGUUCAAGGACUCCAUUGCUGCUAUCGGCAAAGUGCUGCUUGUGCUGACCCCCUGGAACAAUCCUGUGCCGCUCACCCGUGCGUGGUGUUUGUGGGAAGUAUUCUGCAGCAUCAGCCAAGACAACGUCGGGCUGGCAAUUCGCCUGCCAGCGCAGCAACACUCUGCAUUCAUGCAGGCGAUUGUGGAUAACUUUGAGGUUGUCACCGACAUGCUCGUGGAGGUGCGCGCUGAGAAGGCGGAUGCCUGGGAUCCGGCCGACAAGGACAUGAUUUUUCAUGCCAUCCAGUCUUCCGUUGGCUUUGCAGCCCUGAACAAGGCCGUCAAAGACCAGAUGCGAGCGUGGUGUCUCAACAAUGCCAUCGGCUUUGUCACGAAUGCGCCAGCGACCGACGAUGACAUCGACGACGAAGACAUGCUCGCGCACAACUUCUCUCGGCUGUGCAUGCAAGUCGGCGCUAUUCUCCUCAUGUUUGGUGAUCACGACCGCGCCAUUGAGAUGCUGGAGAAGGCACUGGCCAUUUUCAAACGACUUUGGGGUGGUGAACAUGCGCAGAUCGCAACCGCGUACACGACGCUUGGCGCGGCAUACAGCGCGAAAAGUGACUACUCCCGCGCCAUGGAGGCCCUGCAGGCCGGCCUGGGCAUGCAGCUGCGCAUUAACGGCGAGGAGCACGAGAGCACUGCAUCCACCUACAACACGCUCGGCUCCACUUGCAUCAGCAUGGGCGACUAUGACCGAGGGAUUGAGUACCAGGAGAAGGCGCUCAAGGUCCGGACCACUGUGCUUGGCCCCGACAACGUGAAGACGGCCACAGCACACAACAACCUCGCCAGAGGUCUGUUUGAGAAGGGCGACUACAAACGCACCAUUGAGCACUUUGAGGAGGCGGUCCGCAUCAGCUGUGCUGCAAGCAAGGACGGUGACAAGCACCCAAACACGGGCGCCACCUACAACAACCUCGGCCGCACCUAUGACGCACUCGGGGACUACGACAAGGCGCUGGCAUCGUAUCAGCGCGCUGUGGAGGUGUUCUGCGACACGCUUGGCGAGGAUCACAGCACAACGGGCCUGGCAUACGGCAACAUUGGCACCGUCCACGACAGCAAGGGUGACUACGACAGGGCGGUGGAAUACUUUGAGAAGGCGAUCGCAAUCGUUGUGGCUGCGCUUGGUGACGAGCACCCGAGUGUGGCCAACCUCUACAACAGCAUGGCGUCAGCUUUCAUGGGACAGGGCCGCUACGACCAGGCGCUUCAGAUGUACGAGAAGGACCUGCAGAUCACGCAGGCCUCGCUCGGCGAGUGGCACAUGGGCACUGCGGCAAGCUACGGCGGACUGGGGUCGGCGUACCGCGCGCUUGGCGAAUACGACCGCGCUAUUGAGAUGUAUGAGAAGGACUUGGCCAUCGGUGUUCGCGUGAUGGGCGAGAAGCACCCAGAUGUGGCAACGACGUACUCCAACCUCGGCGCCGCAUACAGCAACAAAGGAGAGCACGACCGCGCCAUCGAGCACUUCAUCAAGUGCUUGGAGAUUACCAUUGCCGCCUUUGGGAACGAGCACCCUGACGUGGCCACAUGCCUCAACAACCUCGGCAGUGCUUACACCUCCAUCGGCGCCGCAGAUGAUGCAGUGGAGUUCCUGCACAGGGCUGUGGAGAUUCGGUCGGCAGUGCUGGGCAACAUGCAUCCUGAGACAGCUGUUGCUGUGUCGAACCUUGGCCGCGCCUUGCGUGCGACUGGCGAUGACGACCAGGCCCUUGAAUGCUUUGAGCUCGCGCUUGAGAUCAAUCGCCGUGUGCUUGGGGACGACCACCCCAGCACUGCGCGGGCACUGAACAGCAUCGGCCAUGUGUCCAAAGGCAAGGGCGACUUUGCAACAGCGGUGGAGGCUUACAAAUGCGCAGCAAGAAUUAUGGAAGCAAGCUUUGGUGCUGACCAUCCACACACAUGCGUGGUCAAAGCCAACCUUCAAGAGGCUCAAGCUGCGCUUGAUGAAGCUACCAGCGCGUCACAAUCUCAGACUCCUGUGAGUUCGUUUGUUGUUUUGUGUGAUGCCGUGCGUCCUGGGCGCCUGUCAGGCUGGCUGAGGAAGCGCGGGUUGUGGAACACAGCAUUUCAAACACGCUGGUUUGUGCUCACGGAUGAUGCUCUCAUCUACUACAGGACCCAGCACGACCGAGUGCACAAGGGAAAGAUCAACCUCAACCUCAUCACAAAGUCCGAGUUGAAACAGAAACAGCACCAACGGCCCCGCUCCAGCUCCAGCUCAACCGAUGCGGAUGUUGUUGUCAAUGAACUUCACAUCACCGUUCCCGGCCGAACCUUUGUCAUUCGCGUUGACGAGCGCUCCGAUCAGACACUCGCCGAGUGGGCUGAGGCUAUCCAUCAAGCCCAGGCACAGAGGCGUAUUGGAAAGUGA
Salpingoeca rosetta is the source of this 2817-nucleotide messenger RNA. RefSeq lists its product as uncharacterized. The record is from RefSeq and is a predicted model, not a curated record. Gene Ontology annotation, molecular function: protein binding. NCBI's taxonomy places the organism in Eukaryota, Choanoflagellata, Craspedida, Salpingoecidae. Bases 1 to 2817 code for a protein of 938 amino acids. The transcript is spliced from 4 exons.